AUAAAUAUUACAUCAGUCAGCCUAUAAUAUGUAUAGAAUCGUAACUCUGUUCGCACUGGUUGCAGUUUCAUUCGGUGCUUCACUGAAAAACUGUAAUCCGUUCGAAAAUGUAAAAGCGACGAUUUACACCGGCAGCGAAAAUGACCCGCAGAUAGUGACACUCACAUCCAAAACUGACCUCAGCGACGCAUACAAAGUGGAAAUCGAAAAUCAGAAGAUUGACGAGCUGUGCAAUGGAGCACUGGCUCAUCUCAAAAAACUAGACACUCUGAUGAUUAAAAAUAGCAAUUUGAAAUCAAUUGCACCUGGCUCAUUUGAAGGUAGCGACGAGUUGCGUGUUCUCGAUCUUACCGACAAUGAAAUUAAACAACUACCGGCUGGUGUCUUCAAUAACCUCAACAUCAGACGCGUCAAUUUGACGAAUAAUCAAAUCAGCGAUGUGGACAGUAGUGCAUUUGACAACAUGCCCAAGCUACAAACGGUGGAGUUAAGCGACAAUCGUAUCACCAAGUUUGAUCCGGCCUGGUUCUCAAAUUCACCGUUGGUAUACCGCAUUGUCUUGGACCGCAACCAGGUGAAAUCUUUGCCCAAGGAUGCGUUGAAACAUCUGGCCGAGUCAUCGACACGUAAACAGAAAAUUCAGUUGUGGCUCAGCGAAAAUCAAAUUAACGACGUGCAUCCUCUGGCGUUCCGCAAUAUCGACGAAAUUGAGGCACUUUGGUUGGAUCAGAAUAAAAUUGUUGCUCUUUCAGACACUACCUUGCAAGGUGUCAAACUGGGGAGGUUGUCUUUGAAUGAAAAUAUGCUCACUUGCAUUAGUGAUAUAUUUCUUUCGAAUCUCAGCGUAAAGGACUUGAUGCUUGAUAUGAAUCCAAUGGACUGCGAUUGCCUGCGUAAAAUACGCAAAUGGGCUGCCAGCAACAGUGUUGACAUGACUGCAAUCAGAAGAGGUUUGGAAUGCGCCAGGGAAUCAAUCAAUAAAGCAUUUAAAGCACAGAAACAGUACUAUGAAGAUAAACUGGAGAUUGAACGAAGAUUUUAAAUUUUUGAAAUAAAUUUUAAGUUUACGUAUGUUGAUUGAAUUGUAAAAUGAUGAUCGUAUGCCGUUGUAACGAUAUUGGGGGUUUUAAUGUCAAGUUUAAGUUGUCAGUGACCCAAAUAAUGCAUCACAUUGAACCUAAUAAAGUUUGAAAUUUCAUAUCUAA
Dalotia coriaria is the source of this 1205-nucleotide messenger RNA. RefSeq names its product leucine-rich repeat-containing protein 70-like. Gene Ontology annotation, molecular function: protein binding. The transcript has a single exon. The record is from RefSeq and is a predicted model, not a curated record. Bases 29 to 1042 code for a protein of 337 amino acids. Lineage: Eukaryota; Metazoa; Arthropoda; Insecta; Coleoptera; Staphylinidae.